AUGGCUAGUGUACAUGAAGACGUCCAAAAUUAUUAUGGACAACAAUUACAACAAUCAGCUGAUUUAAAAACAGAUGCUUGUUGUACAAAAGCUCAAAUUCCUUCUUUUAUCAAAGAAAUUAUCAAAAAAGUUCAUCCAGAAGUUGUGGCAAAAUAUUAUGGAUGUGGUUUGGUCAUGCCACCCAAACUUGAAGGAUGUCGAGUAUUAGAUCUUGGAUCUGGGUCAGGUCGUGAUGUUUACAUUCUAUCAAAUCUUGUUGGAGCUCAAGGUUAUAUUGUUGGUGUUGACAUGACUGCAGAACAACUUGAUGUUGCUAAACGUUUUAUUGAUUAUCAUACAAAAGAAUACGGCUUUGAAAAAGCAAAUGUUGAAUUUCGGUUGGGUAAAAUUGAGCAACUCACUGAUGAUCCUGGAUUGAAAACCAAUUCAUUUGAUGUUAUUGUAUCAAAUUGCGUGGUGAAUUUAAGUCCUGACAAAAAGAAAGUUUUACAACAAGUAUAUGAAAUAUUAAAACCUGGAGGUGAAUUUUACUUCAGUGAUGUCUAUGCCGAUCAACCGGUACCGGAAGAAUUAAGACAAAAUAAAGUUCUUUGGGGUGAAUGUUUAAGUGGUGCAAUUUGUGUAAGUGAUUUGAUUUCUGGUGCACUUGAUGCCGGCUUUACACAGCCAAUAUUGGUAUCAAAACAACCAAUAGGAGUUAAUAAUGACGAAUUACAAAAGUUACUGGGUGACAUCAAAUUCACUUCAUGUACUUAUCGUUUGUUUAAGAACAAACCCGCUGAAGAGUCAACAAGCGUUAAUGAUAAGUUUGGUGCAUUGGUAACUUAUCAAACACCAAUUAAUCAUUAUGAAAAUGAAUUUCAAUUCAGUCAGACAAUCACUUUUAAGCUUAAUGGUGAACCACAAUAUCUCAAUACUGAACUAGUUGAAAUGUUACGUCUAUCAAGAUACAGUGAAAAUUUUAAGUUUGACUCAAUUACUAAUGAAAAACAAAUACCAAAUGUAACUGAGCAAGUAACAGAUCAACCAGUUUCAAAUGAGCAAUCAUCAUCAUCUAGCUGUUGUUGUUGCCCAGGAACUUGUUGA
This is a messenger RNA of Rotaria socialis, 1086 nucleotides long. The record is from the annotation of a GenBank genome assembly. Lineage: Eukaryota; Metazoa; Rotifera; Eurotatoria; Philodinida; Philodinidae.